GUUCAUUACAAUGCUUGACCAAAACGUGUUGCACCCAUGUAGAAACUGUUGUGUGGUUCUGGGACGUUGUCUGUGUAAUUGCUGCUGUCAGGGCAUAAUUGAGCGAGACACCAUCUAGAGGAUGGUCACUAACCUGCUGUCCGCCAAGCACAGGAAUGUCUGGAAUGUUUUGGUGCUGGACUCUCUUGUGGUUGGUACAUUAGUGGGGAAAGUUGGGGAACCAGGACACAAGAGACGCAACAGUGUAGUAUUGUUGCCCCCUGACUUGUCUUCAAUCAGGAUUGUGCUUCUGGGGAAGAGUGACUCAAAAAAGAAAUUGGUGGGCAACAUAAUCCUAGGACAAGAAGCUUUUAAGUCUCCUAGGUCUCGAUUCUUCAGCUAUGAACAGCAAUGUGAGUCAGCCAGUGGAAAGAUGAAUGACAAGUCAGUAACUGUCAUAAAGACUCCAGACCUGCUUUCUGUGUCUGUGGAGUCCAUGAUGAAGGUGAUGGAGAACUGUAAGACCCUGACAGCCCCUGGACCUCAUGUUCUUCUGUUGGUGUUAAUGCCUGAAGAGUUCACAGAGGAGAACAGAAACACUAUGAAGUGGAUCCUGAGUCUGUUUGGUAAAGAUGCCUUCAAACACUCAAUGGUGAUCACUACUCACAAGGAGGAAGCAGAAAAGCCACAACUGAAUCAAGUUAUAAAAGAAUAUGGAGGAAGGUUUUACCACAUGGACUCACAAGGAAGUGACCACAAAGAGUUAACAAAAAAAGUGGAAAAGAUGGUAGGAGAGAAUGAUUAUAAAUACCUCACCUACAAUGAGAAGAACACACAUGAUACCAUCAAACCAUUUCCUGAAAGAAUAAACUUGGUGCUGUGUGGAAGAAAUGGAGCCGGAAAAACCUUGGUAUCCAAUGCCAUUCUGGGUCAGUCAGAGUCCAUCUCCUCCUUGGUGUGUGUAAAGAGAGAAGGAGAGAUAUGUGGUCAGCAGGUCUCCAUCAUUGAGAUGCCUGCUCUGUAUCUCACACAUCUCACCCAGGAGGAAGUGAUGGAUGAGAGUUUCCGCUGUGUCUCUCUCUGUGAGCCUGGAGUCCAUGUUUUCCUCCUGGUCGUCCCUGUGGGUCCACUCACUGAUGAAGACAAAGGAGAGAUGGAGACCAUCCAGAACAUUCUGGGCCCACAAGUCAAUGACUUUACCAUGGUUCUGUUUAGACAGGAUUACAUUCCAGUUGAUAAGACAACAGUGGACUUUCUUGAACAAAAUGCAGACAUGAAGCAACUGAUCAAGACAUGUGGAGGGCGCUACCAUAUAUGUGAUGCCUCAGAGAUUAAGAAUACUAAACAGAUGACAGAGCUUGUAUCUGAUAUAAUCAAACAGGUUCUACACAAAUCAUGCUACACUCCAUACAUGUAUGUGAAGGCACAGAACAGAAGAAUCCUGGAACUGAAGGAGGAAAUUCACAGAAUGUCAAAAGGUGCUGAAUCAGAGUCCUCCACUACUGAGUGUUUGAGGGUGGUGAUGAUUGGGAAAACUGGGAAUGGGAAGAGCGCCUCCGCAAACACCAUCCUGGGAAGAGAGGAAUGUGAAUCUGAAACCAGCACUGAUUCUACAAAAAUAGUUUGCCAGAAAAUAUUUGGCAAAGUAAAUGGAAGAACAGUUGCUGUGGUGGACACACCUGGUCUAUUUGACACAGGAUUAUCUAAUGAAGCUAUUCAGGAGGAGAUAAUGAAGUGUGUUUCCCUGUCAGCCCCGGGACCCCAUGUGUUUAUUAUAGUACUAAGAAUCGGGACAAUGACACCAGAGGAGAUGGACACUUUGGACCUCAUAGAGAAAACCUUUGGUCCACAGGCAAGACAGUUCAGCUUAGUUCUGUUCACCAGAGGAGAUGAAUUGAAAAAGUCAGUUAAAGAUUUAAUUCAGAGCAGUGAAAAUGACAAACUGAGAAAGCUGAUCAGAGAUUGUGGAGACAGAGUCCAUGUCUUCAACAACAAAGACAUCAAUGACCGCACACAGGUCACUGAGCUUUAUGACAAGAUUGACAAAAUGGUGUCAGAGAACAAAGGCACUUUCUACACCAGUGAGAUGUUCCAGAAGGCAGAGGCAUCAAUUACACAAAAACAGGAAGAAAUACUGAAGGAGAAAGAAGCAGAGAUAAAAGCUGACAUCGAGAAACUGAAGGUCCAGCAUGAAACUGAAAUGGAAAUGAUUAAGUCAAAGUUAAAAGAGGAAAGAUUAAAAGUUCAGAAGGAAAGAGAGAUAAGAGAAAACAUUCUAAAAGAAAAAGAGGAAGCUAUCAGAAAAGAACAUGAAGAAAUGGAGAGAAAAGAGAAGGAACAGAGGCUGGAGGAUGAAAAAAGGAAAGAACAAGAAACAUUACAAAGGAUAAAAUGGGAGAAAGAAAAAGAGAACAUGGAAAAAGAGAUACAAACUCAGAAAGACAGGUUUGAACAAAAACAAAGUGAAAUGGAUAAAGAAUAUAGAAUAAGACUGGAGGAACAAAGACAACAAGAGAAGGAUAGAGAAGAAAUUAUGUUAGAAGAACAAGAGAAGCAGCUUGCAGACCUUAAAAGGAAACAGGAAGAUGAAAUUGAAAGGAGAGAGAAAGAAGAGCAAGAGAGGAAGAAGAAUGAAGAGAAAGAAAGACAAGAGUGGCAGAGAAAAAUAGAGGAAGCACAGAAAGGUCAAACAGAAAUGCAACAGGUCAGGUUGAGAGAUAAACAGGAAUGGGAGGAACAGCAGAAGAAAGAGAGAGACAGACAACAGGAAGAAGUAAGACAAAGAAGACAGAAGGAGACUGAAUCUAUUAAACAACAAGAGGAAGAACAGAGGAGACUGAGAGAGGAGUUUGAAAGAGAGAGAGAAAAAGACAGAAUAAAGAACCAUGAAUUAGAUAAGCAGAGAAGGGAGAUGGAGAUGCAAGAAAGAGACAGAAUAGAAAAAGAGUUUCAAGAAAAGAGGAGAGAGUUGACAAACAAAAUGACCCAGCAGCAGGAAGACUGGGAGAGACAACGUGGAGAGGAAUGGGAAAGGAGACAUCAGGAUGAUCUAAAUCGAAGAAAGGAGGAAGCGCGAAGACUGAAGGAACUGGAGGAACAUUUCAGACAAGAACGUGAAGAAGAGAACAGGAGGAGGGAGAACGAAGAUAAAGUCAGGAGGGAACGAGAACAGAAAAAAUUACAGGAAAUGGAGGCAGAGAAUGUAAGACAACAAAAACUAAUUAUAAGUAAAUAUAAAGAAGAGGCCAGAAGAAAUGCAGAGGAGGUUAAUAAGUUUAGAGAGAUAUAUGAUGAAAUGACAAUCAAAUUGUUGGAUUCGCAGGAACAUACAAUGAAUUUACUAAAGCAAAAGCACAAAGAGGAGAAUGACCAAUUAAAGAAUCUCUAUAGUCAUGAUAAAAAGCAACUGACAGACAGAAUUAAAGAAUUGGAAAAAAAGCAUGAAGAUGAGAUAAAAGGAUUGAAUCAACAAAAGCCAGGAAAAUGUGUAAUACAGUAAGAAUCUAUAGCAAUCACUAGGAAUGUUAUAACCCAAAGUAGUUCAUACCAGAUAUCCACCACAUAUCUUCUACACUGAGACUGCAGUGAUGUGAGCAGCAGUGAACUAAUAAUAUAUAGGAUGCACAAUAAAACAAAUGAUUUAUCCAGAGCAACUUGAGAGGCUGGAAUUGUGAGGUCUGAUUUAGAGCAUCUGUGGCU
Messenger RNA from Esox lucius (northern pike), 3678 nucleotides. Its product is annotated as GTPase IMAP family member 8-like. NCBI's taxonomy places the organism in Eukaryota, Metazoa, Chordata, Actinopteri, Esociformes, Esocidae. The record is from RefSeq and is a predicted model, not a curated record. The coding region runs from base 122 to 3478 and encodes 1118 amino acids. The transcript is spliced from 4 exons. Gene Ontology annotation, molecular function: GTP binding.